Messenger RNA from Ceratina calcarata, 1133 nucleotides. RefSeq lists its product as uncharacterized. NCBI's taxonomy places the organism in Eukaryota, Metazoa, Arthropoda, Insecta, Hymenoptera, Apidae. The transcript has 3 exons. Bases 78 to 1001 code for a protein of 307 amino acids. Gene Ontology annotation, biological process: lipid transport. The record is from RefSeq and is a predicted model, not a curated record. Gene Ontology annotation, molecular function: lipid carrier activity.
GUCAAAGCAGAUCGGCGAUAUAAAAGGAUCUUCAAGCUGAAGUACAGUGUUAAACCAGUUGAGAACGGUGCUACGGCAUGCUCGCUUCAUUAAUUCCGUUCUUCUUAGUCGCCCGCAUAGCGGUCGACGAAAGCGCUUGGGAACACGGCCCCGAAUAUGUUUUUGACGUAGAGUGGAACAGUACCAGGCACUCAUCGAGUCCUGAUGGGAUACAUUUGACCGAGUCCGCCACCACCAAGCUCUACUGUAGGCCGACAGGGUCAGACGGGUUAAACUGUCACCUGGAGGUGAACAAAGAGUUGGACAUGAUGAGAAAGAACAAGGUCGACAUACCGGAGGAGGAUAAGAGAGACAUUGCCGCGGACCCGUUCGAGAUCAAAUUCAAUGACCGCGGGGUGGAUCACAUGAUAGUGAAUGACCAGAUACACGUAUACGAGCUGAACAACAUGAAAUUGAUAGUCGAACGGUUCAGCAUCGGCACCGAUUUGAACGGUUUGCCGGACGGGACGUACGACAUUAUCGAGAACAGCACGAUCGGUUGUUGCAACGGGACGAUCACGAUAAAUCAUUAUCCGUCAAAGAGGAUGAUGAACAAGAUAAAGAACGACCGAUACGAAUUGGAAUCGCUGCCGCAGUUGAACAAAGUGCCCAGCGAGACUAUAAUGAUUCAGAAGACGAUCAAACUGGAUAACUGCAACAAUUACGCCUGCUUCUACUUUGGGUCGUACUCUAAAAAAGUGAUCGAACCGGACCUCCAGUCACAUCUUGCGAGUGUAUCCAGCCGUAUUUUCGUCAGCGACUAUCAGUUUGUUUCCACGAUGAUAAGAACGGGCACUUUUGGUUCAAGUGAUAAGAAAAGUGUGGUGGAGAUCUCUCAACAUAUAACUGUAUCUCUGCAGGACAUUCGAGCCGCGAAAGGAGAUCUGCCUAAAGUCCCUAAUGCAGCAAAAACUAGUAUCUUGGCAAAUGCGGAAAUGGAAAGGAUCUCCCCGGAAGAAUAAAUUUCUAAAUGACUUGUUUAGAAGAAAGGAUAUGAUAGACAUAAACAUAGUCCUACGCGCUACACUAAAGAUAGAAAAAUAGAAGAAGCUGUUAAAUAUGUAAUAGAAUUAAAUUGUUAUCUAAAACAUAAA